Hemicordylus capensis (graceful crag lizard) is the source of this 4235-nucleotide messenger RNA. It is a transcript of the gene RCOR3, whose product is annotated as REST corepressor 3. Bases 309 to 1793 code for a protein of 494 amino acids. The transcript has 12 exons. Gene Ontology annotation, molecular function: transcription corepressor activity. NCBI's taxonomy places the organism in Eukaryota, Metazoa, Chordata, Lepidosauria, Squamata, Cordylidae. Gene Ontology annotation, biological process: negative regulation of DNA-templated transcription; regulation of transcription by RNA polymerase II. Gene Ontology annotation, cellular component: transcription regulator complex; histone deacetylase complex. The record is from RefSeq and is a predicted model, not a curated record.
AGGAAACGGAAAACUGUGGGGAUGUGUGUGUGCGCGCGCGCCUCCCUCCGGCGCGCCUCCUUGCCUCGCUUGCGCGCGACGCGAUUCUGUGCCUGCCCGUCUGUCUAUCCAUCCGUCCCGCGGGGAGUGGGUGUGCAUUUUUCACAAUGGACACACGUGUAAUGCAACCGCAGCCCGGGCGCGGCAUUGCAUUGCCUCUUAGGUGUGUGUACAGCUGUGCACACUCGCCGCUGUAAGCCUUGCACAUUGGAGUGCGCAUCUGAAGAUGCGGGGACUGCCGUGAAGCAGCGGUGCAUGCAGAUGUAGGAAUGAGGGUCGGAGCAGACUAUCAAGCUCGCAUCCCCGAUUUUGAUCCUGGAGCUACAAAAUACACUGAUAAAGACAAUGGAGGGAUGCUUGUGUGGUCUCCAUAUCACAGUAUUCCAGAUGCCAAGUUGGAUGAAUAUAUUGCAAUAGCAAAGGAAAAACAUGGCUACAACGUAGAACAGGCACUUGGCAUGUUGUUCUGGCAUAAGCACAACAUUGAGAAGUCCCUUGCAGAUCUCCCAAAUUUUACUCCUUUCCCAGAUGAGUGGACAGUUGAAGAUAAAGUCCUUUUUGAGCAAGCUUUCAGUUUCCAUGGGAAAAGCUUUCACAGGAUACAACAAAUGCUUCCAGAUAAGACAAUUGCAAGCCUUGUAAAAUACUACUACUCCUGGAAGAAAACUCGUUCUAGGACAAGUUUAAUGGACCGCCAGGCUAGGAAACUCGCUAACAGAAAUAAUCAAGGUGACAGUGAUGACGAUGUGGAAGAAAUGCACCCAAUGGAUGGAAAUGAUAGUGAUUAUGAUCCCAAGAAGGAAACUAAAAAAGAGGGAAGUAAUGAGCAGCCUGUGCAGUCCAGCAAAAUAGGACUGGGUAGAAGAGAGUAUCAGAGUUUACAGCAUCGUCAUCACUCCCAGCGUUCUAAAUGUCGUCCUCCCAAAGGCAUGUACCUAACUCAAGAAGAUGUCGUCGCUGUUUCCUGUAGCCCAAAUGCAGCUAACACGCUUCUUAGGCAGUUGGAUAUGGAAUUGAUUUCACUGAAGCGACAGGUUCAGAAUGCUAAACAAGUAAACAGUGCACUUAAGCAGAAAAUUGAAGGUGGGAUCGAAGAAUUCAAACCUCCUGAGUCAAAUCAAAAAAUCAAUGCCCGUUGGACAACAGAAGAACAACUUCUUGCAGUGCAAGGUGUCCGCAAGUAUGGUAAAGAUUUUCAAGCUAUUGCUGAUGUAAUUGGCAACAAGACUGUUGGUCAAGUGAAGAACUUCUUUGUAAACUACAGGCGUCGUUUUAACUUAGAGGAGGUAUUGCAGGAGUGGGAAGCAGAACAAGGAACCCUGGCUUCUAAUGGUGAUGCUUCUGCUUUAGGGGAGGACACAAAAAAUACUAAUGUGCCAUCAGGAAAGAGCACUGAUGAAGAAGAUGAGGCCCAGAUACCACAGACCCCUCAGUGUGUAGGGUCUUCUCCACCUGCCCAGGCGUCUACUCCAACACCAGCAACCCCUGUAACAACUCUGAACCAGCCUCCUCCAUUACUUCGUCCAACCCUUCCGGCUGCUCCAGCUCUCCACCGUCAGCCUCCACCACUUCAGCAGCAGGCUCGAUUUAUUCAGCCAAGGCCAACCCUAAACCAGCCCCCUCCACCGUUAAUCCGCCCAGCUAAUUCCAUGCCUCCUCGUCUAAACCCAAGACCAGCGUUAUCCUCCACUGGUGGCCCACAGCCACCAUCGCUUAUUGGAAUCCAGACAGAAUCACAGUCCCCUCUGCACUAAAGAAAUAGGGCAGAACUAUGGUAACUAACAAACAGAAUUGUAUCAGUGUCUAUUUUUCCUCAGAUAAUGAUGGGGGCAGGGCGGGGGAAGAGAGCAAGCCUUCCACAGUAUUGAAGCAGUCUUACACAGAGCAUAAGGUGAAAGCCUUAGCAGAAACAUGUGCAUAGCCAUCUGUAUAAGAGAAACUUCGGUGCAGUAAAUGGUUACACCAAGACCAUCCUCUAUGAAGUCUGCCUUUUUACACAGCUAGCUUCUUUAAAAGAAACCAAGUUCAGUGCACUAGGACUACAACUGGUUUUUACUUGUAUUUAUUUUAUGAGAUUCUUUAUAUUCAAUUACAUGAAUGAAUGGAAACACAGCAUCUGGAGAGGGUAGGAGUUUCAAUUUCAGCUCCCAAGCAGGCUUUAAGUGUGGUAUAUUUGGAGAAUUAUUUUUACAUUUUCCUAUGUUAGGAGUGCAAGCAUUAAUAAGCCUGCAAUACAGAUUUUGACAGAUACACAGUAAUUUCAUACAUUUUUAAGCUUGUAUUUCCUAGAUUUCUUUAUAAAAUCUUUUCUUCAGGAACAGUUUUCAGUAUACCUAUUGGAAAAGUUCUCUUGGAAGAUUUGCAGUGCUAAGGUACAUAGGUUAAACCUAAUGAUGUGGUCUUCUGAUACUGGAAGUAUGACUUGCUAGUGCAAAAUCUGUGGUAGGCAGUGGAUGAGCCAGCAUCUUUGCUUUACAAUAAAAAUAGAAAGCUAACACCAGUAACAACCCAUUGUUUUUCUUUUUUUAAUGAUCUUUGUAAUACUGCUUUUUACCCGUUUUAUUCUGUUGUCCAAGUUCUGGCAAUAAGUUAGCAAGAAGUGCCCUCCAGAAUUUCAUAGGUCCAGGGGCAAUAGGAAAUAACCAAACAUUAAGAUGUUGUUUAUCUACCACUCCUUCCUGCUCAGGCCACCUCUAGUCCUUUUCUCUGGUAUUCCUUGCCAAUGCAUUUUUUCCUUUGUAACUUGUGUUAAAGCAGAUACCAAAUCAUGCUUUACUAAUCAAUUGGGAAACAGUAGUAUAGCUCUGUGCUGGCUUGCUUCUCUUAGCUUUGGGCAAAACAAAUGCUGAGCUUCUGUUUUCAUUAAAAGGUGUGCAUUUCUUCUCAACUGCCGCAGAUGACUUCCCCACUUCUUACUGAAGCAACGGUAUUCAACAUUCAAAGUUUAAGGUUUAGGAUGAUUUCUGCGCACAGCAAAGCCUCUUGUGUUCUACAUUUUGUAGCUCAAGUGUCAAAACCUUUGGGUUUAACAUCUUAAUCAUUAUUAAGGUGUUAAAGGGCUUAAUCCAUUACCUUUAUUCUCUCGCUCGCUCUCUCCUUUUAAAAAAAUAAUCUACAUAGAUUUUUCUUUUGUUUGUAGUAUAUUAAAUGCAAAUGUCCCUUUCAUGGGUUUCUUUUCACACUAUACCUGUGUUUCCAGCCACACUGUUGGAUUUUAAAUAUUGGCUUUUUUCCAAAGGGAGAAAAGCAGCAUUGUCAAUUGCCAGAAUUCUUGGUACUUUGUGAUUCUGGAACUUUGGUUCUGGUGUCAAUAUUAACCCUUGGAUUGGUUCUUCCAACCUGUCAAACCCCUGUACGUGCAUUUAGGCAUAACUCUCUAAAUACCAAACUAUUAACAUUGCAUUUUCAGUAUUUAAGUAUUUAGAUCAGGUCUCCCAGUGACUGUAUUUGUCCCUCUUUUGCUAACUUUUUGUCUUGUCUAUUGUUGCUAGAACUUCAGUAUACAGAAGGUUGGGUGCCAUGCAGGUGGUAAUUUUAGACUAUCAAAACUGUAACUGGGCGCUUGUGCGUUUGGGUGAGAUAGGUAUGUAGUGUAAUAUUGCUUUACAUACGCUAUACCACACAGUAAUGAAAUGUUUAGCAUUUGUAGUACUGAAUAUGUACAUAGCAAAAUGUUGUCUUUUUAAAAAAUUGUGUGCUUUCCAGAUUAUGUGCAUACAGCUUGCACGUCCUGUUUUGGGUAGGGGGUUGUGUUAAGCAGUGUUUUUGCCUGGAAGAGUGAUAUGCUUGCUGCUUAAUCAAAGAAUUAAAGUUUCCAAGGAAUCUGUGUCUAUUUUUAUGUACCUUGUAAUGGUUUAAAAUGUUUAGGGCCCAUAUACUGUGAUUUUCUUCUAAAUUCAUUUAUAUUUUUUUAAGAAUUAGAAAUAAAACUAUAUGAUUUUUCAUUUGAAAGAGGGUUUCUCUCUUGCCAUACUAUGAAAUUUUUUAAAAAUCCAGCUUGACUUUGUACCGUUGCUACAAAACAUAAUCUAUUAAUUUUGGUUUCUUUUUGUCACUUUAUGAAAUGUAAAAUGUUUGCACUCCCUUUAAGUUGGGCAGAGAAAAUAUUUCUUACAUUGGUUUUGAGAAGUGUAACUUUACAGCUCCUUUUUAUGUACAGUUUUUCAGUUACAAUAAAGAAAUAUAAAAACUUUUAA